UUUGUUUACUUGUUAUGUCAUUCAUGACAUUUAGUCUUGUCUCUUACCUUCGACGAUAACAUUCGUUCAAUUGUUCAUUCUUCAAAGAGUCCCCAAGCAUCAUUGUUGCACUAUUACGCGUUUGCCCAAAAUCAAUCAAAAUGGCUAAUAACAUGUUGAGGAAGGUUCUCGUUGUUGGUGUUGGUAUGACCAAGUUUGAGAAACCCGGUAGACGUUCAGACUUUGAUUACCUAGACAUGGUUGCUGAAGCAGUUACGAACGCCCUUAAAGAUGGAAAAGUAGAUUACAAGCAAAUCCAACAGGCUGUAGUAGGAUAUGUCGAUGGUGAAUCAUGCUGUGGACAGAGAGCUUUGUAUCCUUUGGGAAUGAAUGGCAUCCCAAUCUACAAUGUCAAUAACAAUUGCUCAACUGGAUCAUCAGCCUUGCUGUUGGACCAGCAACUUGUGGCUGGUGGUGUUGCUGAAUGUGUCCUCGCAGUAGGAUUUGAAAAAAUGAAGAGGGUAUCUCUUACUGGAAAGGGAUAUGAUGAUCGCGUUAAUCGACCCGUUAAUCGACAAAUUAUUGAUAAAUAA
Messenger RNA from Daphnia pulicaria, 572 nucleotides. RefSeq names its product sterol carrier protein 2-like. Gene Ontology annotation, molecular function: acyltransferase activity, transferring groups other than amino-acyl groups. NCBI's taxonomy places the organism in Eukaryota, Metazoa, Arthropoda, Branchiopoda, Diplostraca, Daphniidae. The transcript is spliced from 4 exons. Bases 141 to 572 code for a protein of 143 amino acids. The record is from RefSeq and is a predicted model, not a curated record.